AGCAUAUGCAUUUGAGGUCUCCUUAAAGUGUACUCUUCAUCUUCCAAUGAGUGGAGAUAGACAGAUUGAUCCAACAGUCGUUCAUCCAUCCAUUGCUCUUCUGCAAGAAAGGUUCAGACAGUUGGAGAGAGCCAAGGAGAUGAGGCAGGAGAAAGAGCUCUUACGGAUGUUGCUUGAAUCAAGGCAGAUCAAUGCAGCUAUAACUUAUGUGCCAUGUAGAUCGCUUUUCCACCCUGAACUCAUGCUUUCACAUCUGCCUCUUCAGUGUACACUCAAAGGAGAAGCUAGUAUGCAGAGCAAGAAUACCCAGGUUCAGGCCAUUCAGACUUCACUAUUGGAGAAUUUAUGAUCCAGAGACACUGUCAUAUGCACAACUUACCAUGAUGAUAUUUCAGAUGUUGAUACUUCACUUCAUCUGUGAAAAAGUAUUACAAUGUUAAUCUACCUAGUAAUCCUGUGGUUUCCUUCCGUUUCUUCUUCAUGGGGCAGUAAGAAUAUGGGAAGGAAAAGAAGGAGCUAAAGAAAAAGAAAACAGAAUAUGCAAU
Rubroshorea leprosula is the source of this 545-nucleotide messenger RNA. NCBI's taxonomy places the organism in Eukaryota, Viridiplantae, Streptophyta, Magnoliopsida, Malvales, Dipterocarpaceae. The record is from the annotation of a GenBank genome assembly.